AUGAAUAAAAAUCUUCAUACUUCUACCAUUUUAACGGAAUUCGCUCGAGAUUUCGAAGAAGAGCCGUUGAAUGUAUUUGAUAAAUUUGUAAAUAGACUUACGACUGGCAUAUAUAACAGUGGUUCAAGUAAACAUGCAUUGAAAGCUGAUACACAGGACACGUCAAAUGAUUACACCCAUAAUGAUCUUGAAGAUCAAAGUCAAAUAACACCCGGAGGCCUAGAGAAUGACCGAGAAAGUUUGUCAUCUCCAUCACAAGCAUUAGACACCGAAACCUAUAAACAUUUAUCAAUUAACAUAUUAAGACGUUUAAGUAAUAUUGUUUCGCAGCGUCGUAGGAACUAUCAAAAUUAUAAACACACAGAGUUACAGAAGCUUUGGAUGCCUGACUCAACAUCAAUUGAAUGCUACGAAUGUUCAGCAAAAUUUUCUUUUUUCUGUAGGAAACAUCAUUGUCGCUUGUGUGGGCAAAUUUUUUGUAUUAAAUGCUGUAAUCAAGUUGUUCCUGGGAAAAUAAUCAACUGUACUGGCGAUUUAAAAGUAUGUACAUACUGCUCCAACGUGGUUUUGUCAUACCUUAAAUCUUCAAACAUCGCCGCUGACUUGAAAUGUGAUCUUAUAGCUUUGCAAGAGGAUCUAUCAAAUAAAUUAUCAGUUAGCAAUGGACCAGCACAACAUGAAGCAAACUAUUUUUUAUCUAAUGUACAACAACGGAAGGUAUCCGUUGGGUAUCAAGAGGAACGGUUCGUUUGUACUCAAAGUUUAUCAUUGUCCACCGCGGAUAGGAAAACGAUUCUCCAACAAUCUCAUUCUUUGCGAGCGUUGUUUGAGGAAAUGCUGAAGAUAUUGCCAUCUCAGAACAGUGGAGUUGAUUUGAUAGCAUUUCUAGUUAAUACACAAAAAUCAUCCAACAAUAGGCAAGCUUGGGCUAUUCUGAACGCGAUGGUUGAAGCAGGAUUUCUGAUAGCCCUACCUAUGAAUACAAUGCAGUUAAGCUAUGUUGAUUCCGAAACUAAUGAAAAUAAUGCAUUAGCGGGAUUCGAUGAGCAAUUGUUUUAUGCAUUUGCUCAAUCAGAUACCAUAUCCAACAACUAUUUAAACGAGUCGAUUGUCAACUAUCAAUCGAACACUGUUGAGAUAGUGCAAUCCUAUGAUGCUAAGGCUCAUUUUAAUACAGAAGUUGUAACCCCAAGUGUAUUGGAUAUUUGCAUGCCGUUUUCUAUACAUCGUGAAAUUGAAAUGAAAAACUCUUGGCUAUGUUCAUCAGGGGCAAAGGCUCUAUUGGAAUCGUUCUGUGAUCAUGAAGAAGUUUUACUUAAUCAACUUCUUCAAAGCGAGAAUCUGGAUCCGUCUUGGAUAAAAACAUUGAUUCCAAUUGCUGCAGGAGCAGCGAAUACGGUUCGGCCACAAUCUUGUGGAUUAGUCGAUGCAAUAGAUAUUCGCAAUUACGUUUUCUUCAAAAAAGUACCGGGUGGUAAGCGCCACGAGAGUCAGAUAGUGGGUGGUGUCGUUUUUUCCAAAAAUGUUGUACAUAGACAAAUGUUGUCUCGUGUAGAUAAGCCCAAGAUUUUGUUGCUGCAAUGUGCAAUAGCUUAUCAACGAAUAGAAGGAAAGUUUGUCAGUUUCGACUCUUUGAUGCUACAGGAAAGAGAAUAUCUCAAGAAUAAGGUUGUUAAAAUCUUGAGCUUUGGGCCUAACAUACUCCUGGUACAUAGAAACGUAGCGGGUAUUGCUCAAGAUAUGCUACGUAAUAAUGGAGUUACAGUUGUCUUCGAUGUUAAACUUUGCGUAAUGGAGAGAAUUGCUCGUAGCUUGGAAUGCGACAUAAUGACUUCAAUUGAUUCUAACGUAGGUCCACCUAAAUUAGGUACUUGUGAUAGUUUCUACAUACGAACAUUCUACGACGAACAAGGUUUCUCGAAAACGUUAAUGUACUUGGAGAAAAUAAACAAUCCUCGGGGAUGUUGCGUGUUGUUGCGAGGAGGUUCGCGAGACGAACUAAUAAAAAUUAAAAAAGUAAUAUCACUGUUGCUAUUUGCCCGAUAUAACUGGCGGUUGGAAUUAUCAUACUUGUGUGACGUGUAUGCUCGCCCUCCAUCCCCUCGAUCUAGCAUUUUUGAAUCUAAGGAAACAAGCCCCUCCGAAGAAUUCAAGAAAAACGAUGAAAACAAAAUGAGCAUACUAUACAGUACAACUGAAAAGAAACCAGAAGAUGCAACGAAAAAAAUAAGUGUCAACAUCGAAAAUGUUAGGGAUUUUACCGAUCCACUGCGAGCACUUGAUCUUUCGCCCAGUAUUUAUGAUUCGGGAGGAUCGUUCCAGUUGGCAGUAGAGACUGCUUUCGAUAAUCGCUUUAAAACGGCUCUUUUUAAUACUGUAUUGUCGAUAAGUCCGUUUAUGUCAUUUCCAUUGCCCUAUCUAGAAACUGAAAAUGGCAGGAAGUGUGCUUUACGCAGUCGGUUUCCAGUAGAACUUUUUCAUUCCAAACAAUGGAGUGAACGGAUAUACGACAAACAAGUAUUCACAAAUUCAAGCUUGGUAAGAUCGAAAAACGCCAAUGAAUUGCUGAUGCCGCACGAGUUUACCAUUUACAAAAUUACUUCAUCAAUAGACAGCAAGGAUGUUCAAGCAAUGUUAGCAAAUUAUAGAUCUUAUGGUGGACGAUAUGCUAAACAAGCUAUCAUGCAAUGUGAUGCAAAACAAAGAUGUCGAAGAGUUACAUGUAAUCAAAAGUCGAUUGAAGAAAAUAUAUAUAUAGAUGCACUAGAACUUGGAAAUCAUCAGCGCCUUCCAGUUUUAUUCUGUAGUUUCUAUUAUAAUCCUAAUGCGCCUUCGUCAUUUUGCGCACAACCAUCAUUCCUGAAUAUGCAGUUCUACGGUCAUAAUGAUAUAAUGCUUGGUGAAUUCUUGGAACGCUACUGUUUUCGUAGCUCCUAUAUUUGUAAAUCAUGUAAUGUACCAAUGAUGGAUCACAUUCGACGAUACGUUCACUCACAAGGAUGCGUUCAUGUAAAACUUAGUGAAGAUGUUAAUAAAGUUGAUACUGGAACAAUAUUAAUUACUUUGAAAUGUACUCUUUGUAAUAAUGUUACGAAUCCUGUACCCAUGUCGACUGAUACAUGGUGUUAUUCCUUUGCGAAAUAUCUAGAGCAACGUUUCCAUGGCCAUUCAUACAGACGAAGAGAUAUUCAUGACCAAAUAAAAUGUAAGCAUUCUUUGCAUCGAGAUUAUGUACACAACUUCUCUUACAUGGGAAUUGUAGCGAGUUUCCAAUACAAAUCUGUGGACAUUUGGGAAAUCAAUCUACCAACAAUGAUAGUCAAACUGAAUGCUCCAAAGCUUUGUGAUAUUAAUAAAAUUGUAGAAGAGCUAAAAAUAUUUGCGAUUAAAGGCUAUGAAAUAUAUGCGAAAAUAUUUGAUAAACUAGCGGAUCUCUCAGUUGAUUCUGAUACAUUUUCGAAACUCAAGAAAAAGGCCAACCAAGAUCAAAUGAAUUUCAAACAGCGUGUUGAAUCAGUGCAAACUUUAAUAACAGAGACGAGCAUAUCAACAGAAACUGUUGAUGAUGCGAUGUUAUUGCUGAAAAAAACGUUGGCUGAAGCAGUAGAUGAUUGGGAACCAAUAAUACACGAAAUAAUGCAACAACACAAAUCUAAUCCUGCAAAAGUAGAUGUAUCCAUUGACAAUGGUACUAUAGUAACAGAAGACUUGGAUCUGUCCAAAGAAAACGAAACUUCUAUCAAAUCAAGUUGUGGGACAAAUAUCCCCAAUCAUUUAGAUACCGAAAUAUCUUUCUCUGAAUUUGUGACUGAAAGUAAUAGAAUGGACGUUAAUUCCGUUAAGGAAUACGAUAAAAAAGGUGUAAAAAAUUUGUUUAGCCAACUGUUGUCUGCGACAGAAAACCCUCACAUAUUCAAUUCACCCUUACCAACUAACGAACAUCACAAUCUCAGUUCCGGUAUAUUUCCUGUUAUGGUAGACGAUCAGGACAUGGCAUCGUGUAUUGCAUACAGUUUAGUAUCACCUGAAUACAAAAAAGCUUUAGAUAACCAGUAUUCUGGAAAUAUAACCGAACAUAGUCCAUAUACUAAGCGAAAAUCGUUAGAUGUUGGACUAACAUCAGAUUUAGAUGAUAAUGGACAGUUUAAAAAGGAUAACACCGAUACCAAGAAGAGUAAAAGUACUUCUCAUAUAGAAGUUAUUUUUCAGGAUUCAGCUACAUAUUUCACAUGUAAAGUAUAUUUUGCAGAAGAAUUUGACAACUUGCGUAGCAAUCUUUUGAAAACACCAGACAUCAGUGUUGAAAAGGACUACCACAAAACGAAAUUGACUAAACUAAUGAAAGACUCAAACAGUGGACACGAUGAAAAAUCGGUUGAACGAAUGUUUGCUCGAUCACUAUGUAGAAGCACUUUGUGGGAAGCACAAGGUGGAAAAAGCGGAUCUAAGUUUAGUAAAACGAUUGACGAUCAAUUUAUCUUGAAAGAAAUGUCAAAAACAGAUGUUUCCAUCUUUGAAAGUUUUGCUCCAAAUUAUUUCGAAUAUCUGCACCAAUGCCUUGCAACGGAUCAACCAACAUUGCUUGUAAAAAUUUUCGGAGUAUUUAAGGUGACCGUUAGAAGAAGAGAGAAUGCAUCUAUAGAGAGAACCGUUUUGGUCAUGGAGAAUCUCUUUCGUAACAGGGAGAUUAGUGACAAAUACGACCUUAAAGGAUCAUUGCGUAAUCGGAUGGUUAAUCCUAAUCGUCAAUCAGGAGAAAUCGUUUUGAUGGAUGAAAAUCUUAUGCAGAUGUCAUGGACAAAUCCAUUGUAUAUUCUUACCCACAGCCGUUCAGUUCUUAAAGAAGCCAUUGAUCGAGAUGCUUCUUUUCUAGAAAAGAAUGCGGUGAUGGAUUACUCGUUGUUGGUAGGUUUAGACAAUAAGGAGCGGUUACUAAUAGUUGGAAUAAUAGACUAUAUACGUACUUUUACGUUGGAUAAGAGAGUUGAAUCUAUUAUAAAACAAUCUGGUAUUAUGGGAGGACAUGGAAAGCUGCCAACUGUAGUAUCUCCAAAAAUGUACAAAAAUCGUUUCAGCGAGGCAAUGGAGCGAUAUUUCCUAGCCGUACCAGAUAGAUGGGAAGAAUUAGCGAAGCCUAGUGUACAUACUAAGAGUUGAUAACAGAAAACACGUUGAAACACUUUUAUUUUACACAUUUUCCAAUUUAUCAAUCGGCUGCCUUUCAGUUACAGUUCUAGUACUGUUUCACUGCGAAAAAUGCUGUUCAAUAAGCUUUUAUGUUUAUUUAUUUAUAGUCGUCAAGAAUAAAAAUAUAUUACUUCUGA
Molecule: messenger RNA, 5324 nt
Organism: Malaya genurostris
Lineage: Eukaryota; Metazoa; Arthropoda; Insecta; Diptera; Culicidae
Gene: fab1
Product: putative 1-phosphatidylinositol 3-phosphate 5-kinase
Exons: 12
Coding region: 1-5157 (1718 amino acids)
Biological process (GO): phosphatidylinositol phosphate biosynthetic process
Cellular component (GO): endosome membrane
Molecular function (GO): ATP binding; metal ion binding; 1-phosphatidylinositol-3-phosphate 5-kinase activity
Source: RefSeq, a predicted model, not a curated record